AGCAUAAGGAAGUCAUCCAAAUCAAAAAAAUUGGUCAAAAAUGAAUUCCAGAUUUUCUACUUUUGGUUCCAUCCUUCUUCUCCUUCUUUCUCUUCUCCUUGUUCUUUUUCUUACCCUUCAUUCUAAGGUAAGUUUUCCUAAUCCUCCUCCUGAUAAUCCAAUCGAGAUUCACAAUCAAAAUCAUCACCAUAAUCACUCAUCAUCACUUCAAACAAGUGAUGAUAAUCUUGACCCUGCUUUUAGGGUUUUCUUCCAUUUCAACGAACUAAAACCAGGUAAAAUCAUGCCAAUCUAUUUCCCCAUCAAAGAUCCAUCCAAAACCCCUCAUCUUCUCCCUAGAAACGAAUCAGAUUCAAUUCCCUUUUCCUCAUCUCAACUACCCACCAUCCUAAAAUUCUUCUCCUUCUCAAAUGACUCAAAACAAGCCAAAGCCAUGGAAGACACCUUAAAGCACUGUGAAUUCGAACCACUCAAUGGAGAAAGAAAGUUCUGCGCCACGUCUCUUGAAUCAAUGAUGGACUCAGCCAUCGAAAUAUUCGGACCCGGAUCUCGACUCAAGGUUAUGAUGACUACCCACGUUUCAGAUCACAAAGCUGCGUUCCAAAACUACACGAUUGUUAAAGUUCCUAAAGAGAUUUUAGCUCCAAGGAUCUUGGCUUGUCAUACUUUGCCUUACCCUUAUGCUGUUUUGUAUUGUCAUAGCCAAGAGAGUGAUAAUCGACUGUUUGAGGUUUCGUUGAAUGGAGAGAAUGGGGAGAGGGUGGAGGCGACGGCGAUCUGUCAUAUGAAUACGACUCAAUGGGAUCCUGAUCAUAUGGCUUUUCGUGUGCUGGGGAUCAAACCGGGUGGCUCACCUGUUUGUCAUUUCUUUCCGGCUGAUAAUCUUGUAUGGAUUCCGGUGCCGUAGGUUAAUAAUUCCUCUGUUUUUGUAAAACAAAAGUUUGAUCUGCUGAUAUAUGUCGUGUUUGAUUGUAGAUCUAGUGUUUGUUAACUUAAAAGUAAUUAAUUAUAGAAGGGUUGGAUUGAUAAUACAAAUUAAAAUGUUACUUUUUUA
This is a messenger RNA of Impatiens glandulifera, 1054 nucleotides long. Its product is annotated as BURP domain-containing protein BNM2A-like. The record is from RefSeq and is a predicted model, not a curated record. Bases 41 to 907 code for a protein of 288 amino acids. The transcript has a single exon. Lineage: Eukaryota; Viridiplantae; Streptophyta; Magnoliopsida; Ericales; Balsaminaceae.